ACNGUCCCCUUCGUGUCCCCUCCCUCAGCUGAUCAGGUGUACGGAGACCAGGACAUGCACGAGGUGGUGCGGAAACACUGCAUGGAUUAUCUGAUGAAGAACGCCGAUUAUUUCUCCAACUACGUCACCGAGGACUUCACCACCUACAUCAACCGCAAGCGCAAGAGCACCUACCUGAAUUUGGGGGUGAAGGUCCCGAGUUUGGGGCAGGGACCCUCCCUUUCAAUGGGGCUGGGGCUGCCCUCCUUCAAACCGGGGCUGGCCGAGCAGUCGCUGAUGAAGAGCGCCAUCAAGACGUCGGAGGAGUCGUGGAUCGAGCAGCAGAUGUUGGAGGACAAGAAACGCGCCACCGACUGGGAGGCCACCAACGAGGCCAUCGAGGAGCAGGUGGCCCGCGAGUCCUACCUGCAGUGGCUGCGCGACCAGGAGAAACAGGCGCGCCAGGUGGGGCCUGGUGUCCCUCCACGCAAGGCCAGCGCCACGUGCAGUUCGGCCACAGCCGCAGCGGCCAGUGGCCUGGAGGAGUGGAGUGGCCGCUCGCCGCGGCCCCGCAGCGCCGCCCCCUCCCCCGAGCACCCCGGGCUGCAC
This is a messenger RNA of Malurus melanocephalus (red-backed fairy wren), 588 nucleotides long. Its product is annotated as OTU domain-containing protein 5-like. The annotation marks the transcript as partial. The transcript is spliced from 5 exons. Lineage: Eukaryota; Metazoa; Chordata; Aves; Passeriformes; Maluridae. The record is from RefSeq and is a predicted model, not a curated record. Gene Ontology annotation, molecular function: cysteine-type deubiquitinase activity; K63-linked deubiquitinase activity. Gene Ontology annotation, biological process: protein deubiquitination.